This is a messenger RNA of Oryzias latipes (Japanese medaka), 2436 nucleotides long. RefSeq names its product tripartite motif-containing protein 16. NCBI's taxonomy places the organism in Eukaryota, Metazoa, Chordata, Actinopteri, Beloniformes, Adrianichthyidae. The record is from RefSeq and is a predicted model, not a curated record. Gene Ontology annotation, molecular function: protein binding; zinc ion binding.
AGACUCGUUUUCAGACAUGCUGACAAUUCCAGACUCUUAUCUUGACUACUUCCUGCUCCGUCAAACCCUGACACAUUGUUUUUACAGGGAUCCAUGUUCUAUAAACACCAUAGCUAAACGUUUGAAGGUGGGUGUGGCUCCAAUGCAAUUGCUUGGACCAAAGUUCAUCAUUCCAGAUGCGAUAUCAAAGACUCUCCCCAGUUCGUUGUUUCAGAGCCGAAAUGGCACAGCGAGGUCUUCUCCUGGACCAAGAGAACUUAUCUUGUUCUAUAUGUCUGGAUGUUCUGAAGGAACCAGUGACUGUUCCCUGUGGACACAGCUACUGCAUGGACUGUAUCAAGACCCACUGGGAUGAAGACGAUCAGAGGGGAAACCACAGCUGUCCUCAGUGCAGGAAGACCUUCUUUCUCAGGCCGGUUCUGGAGAAAAACAUCAUGUUAGCAGAGUUAGUGGAGGAGCUGAAGAAGACUGAACUCAGAUCUGAUCUCUGCUACGCUGGACCUGAAGACGUGUCCUGUGACGUCUGCUCUGGGAGGAAGAUGAAAGCCGUCAAGUCCUGUCUGGACUGUCUGGCUUCUUACUGUGAGGAACAUCUCCAACCUCACUCUGUUGCUCCAGCUUUACAGAAACACAAGCUGGUCGACCCGUCCAGGAAUCUACAGCAGAACAUCUGCUCUCUGCAUGAUGAGGUGAUGAAGAUCUACUGUCGUACUGAUCAGCAGAACAUCUGUUAUCUCUGUCUGAUGGACGAACACAAAGGUCAUGAGACGGUUUCAGCAGCAACAGAAAGAAUGGAGAAGCAGAAGAAGCUCCAAGAGACUCGACAACAAAUCCAGCAGAAGAUCCAGGACUGUGAACAAGCUGUGAAGAAGCUUCAGCAGGAGGUGGAGGACAUCAACACUGCUGCUGACAAAUCAGUGGAGGACAGUGAGGAGAUCUUCUCUGAGAUGAUCCGUCUCCUCCAGAACAGAAGCUCUGAGGUGAAGCAGCAGAUCAGAUCCCAGCAGGACGAUGAAGUGAAUCGAGUCCUGGAUCUUCAGGAGAAGCUGGAGCAGGAGAUCAGAGAUCUGAAGAGCAAAGACAGAGAGAUGGAGCAGCUCUCUCACACAGAGGACCACAGCCAGUGCCUGCACAGAUACCCCUCACUGUCUGCACUCAGUGAGUCCACACACUCAUCCAGCUUCCACCUUAGUCCUCUGAGGUACUUUGAGGAGGUGACAGCAGCUGUGGCAGACACCAGAGACAAACUACAGGAGCUCCUGAGGGACAGCUGGACAAACAUCACCCUGACUGUGGAUGUGUUACCACCAAAACCAGAACCAAAGACCAGGGAGGACUUUUUGAAAUAUUCAAGAGACGUCACACUGGAUCCAAACACAGCAAACGUGCAUCUGUCAUUAUCUGAAGGGAACCGAAAAGCAGAAGUGAUGAAACAAAAACUUUAUUAUUCCAGACAUCCAGACAGAUUUACUGUUUGUCCUCAAGUUCUGAGCAGAGAACGUCUGACUGGACGCUGUUACUGGGAGGUGGAGUGGGGAGGACAAGCACUUUAUGUAACAGUCGCUUACAAAGACACACCCAGAUCAGGUGACUGCUUAUUUGGAUGGAACGACAGAUCCUGGGCACUGUACUACGGGAUCAACGUUUACCAAUUCUGCUGCAACAAAGUGCUUACUCCCCUCUCGGGUCCCAGUUCCACCAGGGUUGGGGUGUACCUGGACCACGGAGCAGGUGUUCUGGCCUUCUACAGCGUCUCUGAAACCAUGACUCUUCUACACAGAGUCCAGACCACCUUCACUCAGCCGCUCCACGCCGGAUUCAGGUUUUUCUCUGCUGGAGAUUCUGCUGAAUUGAUCAAACUGAAAUAGACUGAGGUUCUUAGUUUUAUUGAGAACUCACUAUUGCCGUCCAUGUGUUGAUGUCUUGUUGGUGCUUGAGUUUGUUUGUUGGGAACUAUUUUAGAAUGGGUGGUUGAGAACAAGUUAAAUGGGAAUGGUUUGAAAACCAAGUCUAAUUGUUGUUGGGCUAAAAGCAUUCUGUCAGAAAAGACAAAAAGUUAAAUAUUUUGUUACUUAAUUUGGCAAAGACAUUUGACCGUAGAAUGUACAAUUGUGCUGUUGUUUGGUUAAGUGCAGCCAAAAACAACCUUAUCAAACUUCAGGUGGUACAGAAAGGGCAGCUAGACUGGUACUGGCUGGUCCUUUUAGACAAUUAUCAACUGGAUGCAUCAAAGUCUGUCAUUGAUGAAAGUCUAUGACAGACGUGUGUUUAGUUUAGUUCUGUCUGUACACAAAAUCUGGACAAUGUCCAGACCUUUGAGCUUGCUUUAAAAUGUAAUGCCCACUUGUAGAAGACAUGAUUUUAACACAAGAAGAGGCUCAAAUGUUAGUUUUACCCUUACUUUGUCUCAGAAAUGGCAAUAAAUGGUUACAGCAA